Messenger RNA from Malania oleifera, 534 nucleotides. RefSeq names its product formin-like protein 14. The record is from RefSeq and is a predicted model, not a curated record. The transcript is spliced from 2 exons. Lineage: Eukaryota; Viridiplantae; Streptophyta; Magnoliopsida; Santalales; Ximeniaceae. The coding region runs from base 1 to 534 and encodes 177 amino acids.
AUGGGGGAGGAGCAAAGCAAAAAUAAGAAAAGAAAAAAAUGGCUCCUUCUUCCCGAACCCUGCUCCACCGACCCACAGCCACCCGAACCACCCUUCGUCUCCGGCAGCCAAUCACUGUCGCAACACACUGCUGUUCCGCCGCCGGUCCCACAGCAACCUCCAUUUCGACCACCCUCUGCUCCACCAACCUGCUUCUCCAGCACAGGCCACCCGUUCCUCUGCAGCUCCAGCCGAACACUCCACCAGCCCCCUGUCCCAGCCAGACUCUCAACGACUCCACAGCACCAGCCGAAGCCUUCUGUGAGCUACCGGACCUCUGCAAUCGGCCACCAAUCAGCCAGGCCACCCUGUUCCUCUCCUCUUCCGCCAGACGCUGCUGCUAGCUCUUCUCUGCAGCCCUUCUCCCCUGUUCCAGCCACAGCAGCAACCACCGUCACCGUCCGUCAACUCCAGCCCCCUGCUUCCUCCCACGGCCAAGCCACCUGCACGGCGACCACGACCCAGUUCUGGCGGUAUCCCCAGGAUUCUUUUUAG